CGCCGCAGCAGCCGCCACGCCCACUCGACACCAGUCAUCACGCACGCCUCGCUCCCCGACGACGACCUCCUCCUCCUCCGCCGCCGCCGCCUCGGCUCCCCUCCGAUUCACCGCGAUGUCGGCGGCGAUCUCCGGCGCCAGCCUCGUCCUCUCCUCGCCCCCCGCGCCCGGGGCCCGGCCCCAGCCGCGCCCCGCGCGGGUGUCGGUCGCCGCCGCCGCGCCCGCCGCGCGACGCGGGGUCGUUGCCGCCGCAGCGGUGUCGAGCCCCGCCGUGUCGUCCUCUGCUGGUAAAGAUGCCAAACAGAUUCCUAAGGACUUUCUUCAUAUUGAUGAUUUCGACAAGGAUACAAUCAUGAAGAUCCUUAAUCGGGCUAUUGAGGUCAAGGCAAUGAUAAAGUCAGGAGACAGGAGCUUCCAACCUUUCAAAGGGAAAUCAAUGGCAAUGAUAUUUGCCAAGCCGUCAAUGAGAACCCGUGUUUCAUUUGAGACAGGAUUCUUUUUGCUUGGUGGCCAUGCUAUCUACCUGGGUCCUGAUGAUAUCCAGAUGGGCAAGCGUGAAGAGACCCGUGAUGUUGCUCGUGUGCUUUCUGGAUAUAAUGACAUCAUUAUGGCCAGGGUUUUUGCUCACCAAGACAUUUUGGACUUGGCAAAGUAUGCAGCUGUACCUGUCAUAAAUGGCCUUACGGACUACAACCAUCCAUGCCAGAUAAUGGCUGAUGCACUUACUAUGCUCGAACACAUUGGUCGUAUUGAAAACACUAAGGUUGUCUAUGUUGGAGACGGGAACAAUAUUGUCCACUCAUGGCUUCGAUUGGCUGCUUUAUUUCCUUUACAUUUUGUAUGUGCCUGUCCUAAGGGCUUCGAGCCAGAUGCAAAGACUGUGGAGAUAGCCAGGAGUGCUGGUAGUAAGAUUGAAAUAACAGAUGACCCUAUGGAAGCAGUUAAGGGAGCAGAUGUUGUGUAUACAGAUGUCUGGGCCAGCAUGGGCCAAAAGGAGGAAGCUGAAUAUAGAAAAAAAGUGUUCCAAGGAUUCACGGUGGAUGAAGCUAUGAUGGAGAUGGCUGGGCCAAAUGCCUUCCUUAUGCAUUGUUUGCCUGCAGAGAGAGGGAUAGAGGUAACAGACGGCGCCAUUGAAGCUCCCAACUCAAUCGUAUUCCCCCAGGCUGAGAACAGAAUGCACGCCCAGAAUGCUAUCAUGCUUCACGUCCUUGGUGCUUAGACCUACAGUCGUGUACCAGUUAAAUGAAUAUUGAUAUCUGAAUGGCGAUAUCAUUUCGGUUUUCGCAGUUUCUCCCUGGGGGCAGGAGGGUAGAGAUUUUGGAGAAGUUCACUAUGUUCAGAUGCUUUGGAUUGUCUGAUAAUACUAUUUUGUACUUUUCGUGGUAGCUGCUUGUACUGUACCAGGUCGGUAAAUCCUGAAUAAAUGGCGCACCUUUAUAAUCCAUUUCCAAACUGUGUUAAUUUUA
Messenger RNA from Oryza sativa Japonica Group (Japanese rice), 1466 nucleotides. RefSeq names its product ornithine carbamoyltransferase, chloroplastic. Gene Ontology annotation, molecular function: ornithine carbamoyltransferase activity; amino acid binding. The record is from RefSeq and is a predicted model, not a curated record. Lineage: Eukaryota; Viridiplantae; Streptophyta; Magnoliopsida; Poales; Poaceae. Gene Ontology annotation, cellular component: intracellular membrane-bounded organelle. Gene Ontology annotation, biological process: L-citrulline biosynthetic process.